This is a messenger RNA of Musa acuminata subsp. malaccensis (wild Malaysian banana), 1102 nucleotides long. RefSeq names its product chorismate mutase 2, cytosolic. Lineage: Eukaryota; Viridiplantae; Streptophyta; Magnoliopsida; Zingiberales; Musaceae. The record is from RefSeq and is a predicted model, not a curated record. Gene Ontology annotation, molecular function: chorismate mutase activity. Gene Ontology annotation, cellular component: cytoplasm. Gene Ontology annotation, biological process: chorismate metabolic process; aromatic amino acid biosynthetic process.
UGCUUGCUUCCCGCAAUCGCAGCAUCUCUCGCCUUCGCUUCCAAGAAAGCCACUCCGACUCCGACGGCACGCGCUAAUGGCUUCCACGGAACACUCCACCGCCGCCACCAGCGAGAUGGACGAGGAGAAGGAGGCGCCACCGCCGCAGGAUUUGACGCUGGGAUGGGUGAGGGACGCGCUGAUUCGGCAGGAGGACUCCAUCGUCUUCGCCCUCAUCGAGAGGGCCAGGUUCCCCUACAACGCCCCCGCGUACGACCCGUGCUUGCUCCCCCAACAGGGGGGGCGUUCCCUCGUCGAGGCUUUCGCCAGAGGGGCGGAGGUUCUUCAGGCAAAGUUCGGUCGAUAUCAAAAUCCAGAAGAGGUAUCUUUCUUCCCAGAUGAUCUUCCUGCACCAUCCGGGAUUCCUUACAACUUCCCAGAGGUCUUCCAUCCAGCAUCUGCAUCUGUUACUGCAAAUAAUGCCAUCUGGAACAUGUAUUUUAAUGAUUUGCUCCCGCUAUUCACUGUCGAAGGAGAUGAUGGCAACUACACAUCGACAGCGGCAGCAGAUCUUGUGUGUUUGCAGGCCCUCUCCCGAAGAAUCCACUAUGGCAAGUAUGUUGCGGAGGUGAAGUUUAGAGAUGCUCCACAAGAUUAUAUGACAGCAAUUUGUGCGAAGGAUAGGGAUGCUUUGAUGAAGUUGUUAACGUUUGAGGCUGUCGAAGAGAUGGUCAAAAGAAGGGUGCUGAAGAAAGCCAUGGUGUUUGGGCAAACCGUAACCUUGGAGGACAAAACUUUCGAUGAUGAAACCAAGUACAAGGUGGAUCCUGCGGUCGUUGCUCGUCUCUAUGAUGAGUGGGUUAUACCCUUGACCAAGGACAUCGAAGUGGAGUACCUUCUCCGACGUCUUGAUUGAUAGUUUUUGCAUCCAAUUUCUUCUUCUGAGUGGUGUGUUUGCUGUUUUCGUUGUUUCGAAUACAGUAUAAAGGAGCCUCUUGUGAUGCUACUGAUUCCUCCAGCUCUUGAAUUCCUGAAUUCAUCUGUUUUCUUCCUCUGUUUUAUCAUCGAUUCGGUAAUGAACUUGAAAUUUAUGUAACUGAGAUAUGGAUGUGGUUUAGGCGAU